Molecule: messenger RNA, 167 nt
Organism: Racocetra persica
Lineage: Eukaryota; Fungi; Glomeromycota; Glomeromycetes; Diversisporales; Gigasporaceae
Source: the annotation of a GenBank genome assembly
AUAGUGUAAAUGGUCCUGCGUUUGCUCAUACUUUUUUGACCAUAUUUUUUAAUAAAAGUUUUUUAAAAAUUCCUACUUGCGAAGAAAUCUCUUAUGUCAAGCUUUUGAAAGAAGACCUGUCUAAUGGACGUUCAGCUACAUUAGAACUAUUAGAAGCACUUGCAUAG